Hypanus sabinus (Atlantic stingray) is the source of this 2937-nucleotide messenger RNA. Its product is annotated as protein NLRC3-like. Bases 502 to 2754 code for a protein of 750 amino acids. Gene Ontology annotation, cellular component: cytoplasm. NCBI's taxonomy places the organism in Eukaryota, Metazoa, Chordata, Chondrichthyes, Myliobatiformes, Dasyatidae. The transcript has 8 exons. The record is from RefSeq and is a predicted model, not a curated record.
AUUAGAUCAAUCAUUUGGUUUCCUUUAUGACUGUACAGCGAGGAAUGACAAAAGAAAUCCUGAAAUUUGAACCCGAAUUUGCGGCUUGAACCUACUUCCGCGUCCAGACCGGGGGCGCAGCUCCUGCGCAUGCGCACACCGUCCGGCGGCAACCGUCUCGACUUCCGUGAUCGUCUGCGGGGUUGCCCGGUCUUCUGAGCGGCGUUCCCCCUCGCUGAGUCCCGCGGGGCCCUUAAGGUGCGGAGGGGAAUCGCCAGACGUUCAGCAGAACCGGCCUCCGGGUGUUGCUUUAAUCCGGCCGCAAACAGGCGCUUUCGGAUCGGACGGACCGGAGCAGGCCCGGUGUCGCCAUGGCAACGGACGCCAACUCCAGGGCGGACGCUCUGUCACCGACAGCGGACAAGGACCCAGGGUACAACGAGCCACAGUCCAGCAAAGAAAAUCUUCAAGGUUUCGUAAACGUUUCCCUCAUCUGCCUUUAUUGCGUCGGCACGGCAACAAAUGACAUGUGAUGAGGAUGUUAGGAGAAUUCAGGGUGACUUGGAUAGGCUGGCUCCGAAGUUGGCACUCUCCGAGCUCCUGUCGCGGUGGGACGAUUACCAACUGUUCCAGCUGGGGAAAUUCUACCGGGGCAGACUGACAGAGGCGAUCGAAGGAGGGGUUGGGAAACUCAGCCUGAUGUUGAGAGAGGAGGGACAUCUCAGUGCAGACGAACAUGAGAUAAUCUACCAGCUGGCGGAGAGGGGACACCGGACGGACAGCUCCAAGCUCUUUCUCGGUCUGGUGACGGGGAAGCUGAUGUGGGAGUCAUUUCUGAAAGUGAGGGAUGGACUGCCGAAGUUGGACAAGAUGCUGGAAGAGAUCCAGGAGUUCGGUCUGGGCGUGCAUGAAUAUAUGAACAUCGCUCGGGGUGUAUCGGAAUCGCCCACUGAACUGAGAGAUGUUCAGCAGAGGCACAGGGAGGCAAUGCGGGCACAGACCGAGGCACUGCGAGUGCCUACGAUGCAGACGAGGGAGAAGAUUCAAGCGUUCCCGCUGCUGGACCGAUAUGCCGAGGUCACGGUCGUCUCCACCGCUCGGCCGCGGAGGGUCGGGGAGCGUGUGCAGCCGGCGAGGGGCCAGGACGAAGAUGAGCAGAGGGAGAUGGGCCUCCGGACGGAGCUGGAGGAAAUCCAGAUGGAUCAGCUGUUCCGGAGCGCAUCCAGACCCGGGAGUUCGGCAGCAGUGGCCGGAGUGCCCGGGAUCGGGAAAACAACAAUGGUACAAAAGAUCAUUAAUGACUGGGCCACGGGGAAAAUAUACCAACAAUUCCAGUUUGUCUUCAGUUUCAAAUUCCGGGAUUUGAACAAUCUGAACUGCAGAAUAAACCUGAGGGAACUGAUUCAGGAUCAGUAUCCUUACUUUGGGAAUAUCCUGGAAGAGGUCUGGAAGGACCCGGAGAAGUUGUUUUUUAUAUUUGACGGUCUGGAUGAAUUUAAGGACGGCAUCGAUUUUGCCAAUGGCCGGGGAGACACGGAAGCUCAGCGCGAGUGCACGGAUCCUGAAAUCCGGUGCAAGGUGUCGGACGUUGUGUACAGUUUAAUCCAGGGCAAGCUGCUCCCGGGGUGUUCGGUGCUGGUGACCACCCGCCCCACCGCGUUACACUUGCUGGGAAAGGCGGACGUCGGGGUCUGGGCUGAAAUCCGGGGGCUGGUGGGGGAGAAGCGGAAGGAGUUCUUCAGCAGGUAUUUUCAAGAUCAGGCGGUGGCAGCAGAUGUUUUCAAAUACGUGGAGGGGUACGAGGUGCUGAACAGCUUGAGCGGCAGCCCCACUUACUGCCUCCUCCUCGCUCUGACACUGGGGCCCUACUUCGCCCUGAAAGCCCGCGACCCGCAGCUGCUCCUGAGGAUCGUCACCCAGCUCCGCUCCUACGAUCUUCACAACAUCCUGAAAAACCAGGGCCGCGAGCUCAGAAGCCCCUACGACCUGCUGCUGAGGAUUGGUCAGACAGCCUUCGCGGGAGCGCCGGGGAGCAACGUCAUAUUUACAGAAGGGGACGUGAUCCGGUGCAAGUGGCCGCCAUCCCAGUUCCUGUCCGGUGUGCCAGCGGAUCCUCCGGAGAGGGAGGACUCUGCCCGCAGCACGGUGUGCACGUUCCCCUACCUCCCCGUCCAAGAGUUCAUAGGCGCCCUGGCGCAAUUCCUGACCCCGGACCCCGGGGACGUCCUGAACCUCCUGGCUGAAUCCCGCGGCAAGAAGGGCGGGCGGUUCGAGAUGUUACUCUGCUUUGCCGCGAGUCUCGGCGCCACUGGCUCAGCGUGGGUCCUGGAGGAGUUCCUGGGCCCCCUCCCCCAGCGGACAGCCGGCCGGGUGGUCGGCUGGGUGAGGGAGGAGGUUGGGCGUCAGGUCCGAGGCGCGUGGGGCGAGGCUGGCAAGAAGAGGCUGCUGAACACCCUGAGCUACCUGUUUGAGUCCCGGGAUGGCGGGCUGGCGCAGGCUGCGCUGGGGUCCGUGGAAGCCCUCUCAUUCCGCGGACUGCGCCUGAGCCCGAUUGACUGCGCCGUCCUGUCUUACGCCAUCGGGUUCUGCAACACGCUGAAGCGCCUCGACCUGACGGGCUGCCACCUCGAGAGCGAGAGACUCCAGCAGCUGGGACCAGGGCUGCACAAGUGCCAGGAGUUGAGACUGGGUUUCAAUUUCCUGGGAGAUUCCGCAGGGGAAGUUCUGUCCGCGGCUUUGAGAGUCCCCGGCUGUCAAAUGCAGAGACUGCGGUGAGUGAAAGGCAGGAAGAUUGUGUGCUGGUGACCAUUAAUGUGCUAAAACUAACAAAGCUGGCCCUCCUUGUCCGCGAGUUCCGCAUGCGCGAAUUCAACUGACCGUGAAUAGCAAAAACCCGGAAAUGCUCUUCCAGCACUUGUUGUUCGAGCAUGUGCAGACCGUUAUUUCUUGUCACUAUUC